Molecule: messenger RNA, 708 nt
Organism: Clonostachys rhizophaga
Lineage: Eukaryota; Fungi; Ascomycota; Sordariomycetes; Hypocreales; Bionectriaceae
Source: the annotation of a GenBank genome assembly
AUGAAGUUUCUCUCGUCCUUAGCAGUUUCCGGGGCCGUGCUCUUUGGCACUUCCCAAGGUCUGCCCCAUUUCGGCCCAGAACUUGCUCCCCGAGACAGUUGGGGCGGUGCCGUGUCGCUCGGUCCUACAACCUCCACGAUCAAGAAGGCCGUUACCACAAUCAUUCCGGGAACCGCACCCUCCACCCAAAAUGGUGUCCUCUUCCUCUGGCCGGGCAUGUCAAACGGCACCGGAGACCUGAUCCAGACCACUCUCGAGUCCUGGGCUGAUAAUUCCUGGUGCGGAGCUAAGACCGGCCAGUGGUGCGUCCGUGCCUCCAUCUUCGGCUCGUUCGGGCAGCUUGAUGGCUCAGCCAGUGCCGUGAGCGGCGACCAGAAAGUCAAGAUUGUGUACACGCUUCUUGAAGACAAUGAUACCUGGAGACAGGACGUCACUGAUGCCGACACGGGUGCUCAACUCAGUUCCUAUGAGUACAAAUCCGGCCCUUAUAUGCGAGGUUAUGGCACUGGCACUGAGUGCAACAACGGGUGCACCCCGACGAUUGCCGAUCAGCGUUAUAUCAAUACCGAAAUCACACUUGCAGGGCCUGACAAGAGCUUUGGAAAAACCAUUGCGACUUCGCAAGGAGCCACUUAUUCUGGUCUCUCCAGCAAUAGUGAUGGGUCUGUAUGGACAAUUGCGGAGAUUCAUGUUCCAAAGAUGUCCUAA